This is a messenger RNA of Mytilus trossulus (common blue mussel), 2574 nucleotides long. RefSeq lists its product as uncharacterized. The record is from RefSeq and is a predicted model, not a curated record. Lineage: Eukaryota; Metazoa; Mollusca; Bivalvia; Mytilida; Mytilidae. The transcript is spliced from 2 exons. The coding region runs from base 1 to 2574 and encodes 857 amino acids.
AUGAGUAAUUGGGAUUUGGAAAUCGAAGCAGCGGCAAGCGAGGGAGACAACAUGGACGAAACUGUAAUUGCUAAACCGGACGAAAGUUUACAAUUAGAAGAUCUGAAGAAGGAAAAAGCGAAAGCGAAAUCGGCAUUCACAAAAACUAGACAUUCAUUAUUGCAAAUUCUUGAAGAAGAUUUUCCGGAUCGUGAAGAAAUAAAAGUAAUUCAAGAGAAACUUAUAAAUGCAGAAGAAAAAGCGAUGGAUAUUAUGGGGAAUUUAUACGAUAAAUACAAGCAUAGAAAUGACAUUCAAAAUGUGAUGAAAACAACAAAAGAAAUGGAAAAAAUCGAAGAAGAAUUCACAGAAGCAGAAAAUGAGUGUCGUGACUAUUUGAUCGAGAGCAAAGUUGCGUCAAGCGUUGGAUCCAGUGUAUCUAGAAUCUCAAAACGAGAUAAUGUGAAUUCCGUAAAUAAAGUGGAAAGUAAACAUGUUACUGAAGAAAAGGAAGUUAAACCAGAAUUCGAACAAACUACGAAAGAAGAAAAUAAAAACAAGCAGUUGAAGUCUGAAUUAGGAAGCGACAUGUGGAAACAAUUAAAAAGAGUUUCAAUACCGAUAUUUAAUGGAAAUAAAAGAAACUACCAGAGCUGGAAAGCUGCAUUUCUAGCAUGUAUCGAUCAAGCACCGGCGACAAAGGAAUAUAAAUUAUUACAACUAAGACAAUAUGUGGAAGGUGAAGCGUUACAAGUUAUCGAAAAUUUAGGACAUUCAGCAGUUGCGUAUGAUGCCGCAAAGGAGCGCUUAGAAAGAAAGUAUGGAGGACAACGAAGACAGAUAACCCUGUAUAUAGAAGAACUUGAAAACUUUAAACCUAUGAGAGAAGGUAUCGCUAAAGACAUAGAACAUUUUGCAGAUUUACUGGAUAUAGCAGUUGUCAACUUGAAAGAAGCAGGUCGUUUCGAGGAGCUAAAGAAUGGUUCUUUGUACAACAAUUUGCAGCGAAAGAUGACAGAAUCUGUGUUGUCGAGGUAUCAUCGUUGGAUAUUCGAAAGCGGAAAAACAGAGUCAGUCGAAUGUCUACGUGAGUGGAUUUUACAGGAAGCAGAGUUUCAAACUAUAGCAUCAGAAACAAUACAUGGAUUAAGUGCAAACACUAGUAGCAAUUCACAGCGGAAUUAUAAAGGAAAUCGUAGGGAUGGAUUUAGAACAUUUUUUGGAGAAUCGCAAAAUGAAAGCUAUUCCGGAAAUAGGAUGUGCAAGUAUUGUAACGGUAAUCAUGGAGUCUGGAAGUGUGAUGAAUUUCGGAAAUUAACCGUUAACAAGAGAUGGGAUACCGCGAAACGUUUACAGUUGUGUUAUCGUUGCUUAGGACAUGAUCACGUAGGCAGACAGUGUCCGAGAAGUAGAGCAUGUAACUUGGAUGGAUGCAAAGAAGUGCACAACAGACUUUUACAUAGAGAUAAACAAUCGUUCAGUGAGCCAAAAGUUCCAGUGAGAACCGAAUCGAAAACAAAACAGAACUAUGCUGCUGAAAAGAAGGAAAAUACAGACGCUGUCACUGAGAGGGAGAGUCGGGAUCGAACAAUGAUUGGCCGAGACAGAAAAUCAAACUUCGUUACGCUUAGAACAGUACCUGUAAUAUUGAAAAAUGGAAACCGUACCGUUAGUGUUAAUGCAUUACUGGAUGACGCAAGUACGAAAACAUAUAUCAACGCUGAUGUUGCCGCCGAAUUGGGACUUCAAGGACAAAUUCAGAAAGUGACAGUUAAUGUGUUAAAUGACAAUGUUGAAACAUUUGAAACUAUGCCAGUCGAGGUAAGACUUCAAAGUCACAAUGGUCAGACAGACGCCAAAGUAGUCGCAUUCACUACAAACCGUGUAACCGGAAGUUUACAGCCAGUUGACUGGAAACAACACGCUCGGAAAUGGGACCAUCUUGCAGGGAUUAAAUUUCCGAAUCUAGGAAAGAGACCUACCGUUGAUAUGUUGAUCGGACUGGACUAUCCGGAUCUACAUUAUUCUUAUAGAGAUAUACGUGGUAAGCCUGGAGAGCCAAUUGCUAGACUAACACCGUUAGGUUGGACGUGCAUCGGAGAUCCGAAUAGCGGACAGGAUCAGACAUUAUUUAACCGAACUUAUUUUGCUCGUGGACAAGAGAAUCGAAAUAAUUUAGAUAACAUUGUUAGGAAAUUUUGGGAAAUCGAAAAUGUCAAAACACCAAGCGAAAACGUAUUUCUAAGCAGUGAUGAGAAAAAAGCGUUGUCAAAGGUAGAGCAAUCGUUGGAAUUUAAGGAUGGACACUACGAAGUUAAAGUACCGUGGAAAGACGACACACCUUCAUUACCGAACAAUUAUAAUAUGGCAUUAAGUAGAUUAGCAAAUACAGAAAAAAGAUUAAACAAAGACCCGAGUAUUGCUAAAGUUUAUACACAAACAAUAGAGAAAUAUAUUGAGAAAGGAUAUGUUCGCAAAGUGUCGACAAAGGAGACUGUUGCAGGAAAAUGGUAUUUGCCACAUUUUCCAGUGAUUAGACCGGACAAGGAAACAACUAAAACUAGGAUUAAAGUACCCCGUUGCACUUGUUUGUGA